Molecule: messenger RNA, 4345 nt
Organism: Nothobranchius furzeri (turquoise killifish)
Lineage: Eukaryota; Metazoa; Chordata; Actinopteri; Cyprinodontiformes; Nothobranchiidae
Gene: foxk1
Product: forkhead box K1
Biological process (GO): regulation of transcription by RNA polymerase II
Molecular function (GO): protein binding; RNA polymerase II cis-regulatory region sequence-specific DNA binding; DNA-binding transcription factor activity, RNA polymerase II-specific
Source: RefSeq, a predicted model, not a curated record
AUCAUACCUGAGGUAAGUUAGGGAUAACAUUAAAAUAAAUGAUGCAUUUUUUUAAAAUGAAUGUUUCAGAUGUUUCAAACCUUUCCCUGUAACUGAGUUACAAAGUGAGAAAACAUGAACUGUGGCUGAACUACCAGGUCUGGAUGUGGCGUUCAGAGACGUAAACGUCACGAAUCCGUGCUGACAACACAGGAAUAAGUGAAGUUUCAUUUGUACAGCCAACAUGACCGAGGCAGAUUUUUUUUAUAUCUCUAAAAUAAACUGUGACAACUUCCACAAAUGCUGCUGAUCUGUAGAUUAUUACAUAGCCUGCAAUAUUCCCUAAAGCUACCAAAUCUGAAACUCAUUGAUGUUUUCAUUGUAUUUUAUGCAUUAUCUAAAGUGUGUGUGUUUUAUAUAAUAUUUAGCAAUUUCCAUGAAAAAAUAAACAGAACAUAAGCUACAAUAGUAACGGAAAAAAUGAAAAUAUAGAAGAAUGAUCCAAAGGAGCACAUCAUGUGUCUGACAUGGUGUGUUUGGUGAUGGCUCCUGAUAAAAUAGAUGGGUGAAUUCUUAAGUUUGAGAUUAUUGUUUUAGACUCACACAAAGUUUACUUGAUAUAUGGUGAGUGCAAAAGAAAUUAUAGCUGCAAUAUAAAAUAAACGCUUUUUGAGGCAAAUAAAUCAAUAAAUAAAUCCUUUACUGGCAGAGCAACUAAUCGGAUCUCCUUCCUACUUGUUGUAGGCAUUUCAGCAGAAAACAUGUUUAGUGAUGUUGGACAGUUCGUAAUAAUACUAAAUAAGUAUUUUUUACAAAGGGGUCCUGAACGCAUCAUCCUUCCAGUGGAAUCCACUCCGGGUCUUUAAUUGACCCGACGGGACUCCAUGUUGUUCCGUCAGCCUCGCAGCGAUCAAGUGUUGUGAGCGAAAACUCUCACGUUGCAACUCUGUCUGACAAGUAAAGUUGUCUGAGUGUGACUCUCUGAUAGAAGAUGGCAGACUACCGGGACGACACCGGAGCUCGAGCCCUGCUUGCAUUACAGUCGGCGCCGUGCAGCCCCGUGCGUGUUGCAGUGACCUCUCACGCCUAUCUUCAGCCCUCGCUGCCCUUCUUGGGUCCUCCGAGAAUGGAUGCUCGCGGAGAUGCCGGUGGCAUGUUUCCGGUGAGGCUCUCUUCUACUCCACCGCAGGCUUUGGCGAGGCUCGAGGGCCGAGACUUUGAGUUUGUUAUGCGCCAGAGGACGGUCACCGUAGGCCGGAACUCGUCCCAUGGCUCAGUGGACAUCAACAUGGGUCACUCGAGCUUCAUUUCAAGGCGACACCUGCAGAUCAUCUACGACGAAUCGAGCGGGUUCUCCUUGCGGUGCCUGGGCAAGAAUGGCGUGUUUGUUGAUGGGGUGUUCCAGCGGAGAGGGGCGCCGCCGCUGCCUCUGCCCAGAGAGUGUGUGUUCCGUUUUCCAAGCACUGUGAUCAAGAUCCAGUUUAUGUCCCUCCUGGAUGUUGAGGAGCAGCGAGAGAAGGAGCAGCCCUCUCCUCCCCCUCGCCCCCUUCUGCCUCACAUCUCCCCUCUCAAAAUCAGCAUUCCCACAGCGCAGCAACACGAGGAGCACAUCAGGGCGUUUGGCUCUCCGCUGCCCUCGCCCACGGGCACUAUCAGUGUUCCCAACUCCUGUCCGGCCAGUCCACGUGGAGCAGGAUCAUCAGGGUACCGCUAUGGCCGCAAUGUGACCUCUGACCUCCAGCUAGCGGCUGAAUUUGCAGCCAAGGCCGUUUCCGAGCAGAGGCGAAGUCUUGCAGAGCAGAGAGGUGGGGGGAGUGAGCCCCGUGUGGAGUCGGUGGGGGGAGACAGCCCGAAGGAUGAGUCCAAGCCUCCGUAUUCCUAUGCACAACUGAUCGUCCAGGCCAUCUCGUCAGCUCCAGACAAACAGCUGACACUCAGUGGCAUUUACGCCCACAUCACCAAACACUACCCCUACUAUCGCACUGCAGACAAGGGCUGGCAGAAUUCUAUCAGACACAAUCUGUCUCUGAACCGCUACUUCCUAAAAGUGGCCCGCUCUCAGGAUGAACCUGGAAAAGGAAGUUUCUGGCGCAUCGACUCUGCCUCUGAGAGCAAGCUGGUGGAGCAGGCCUUCAGGAAAAGACGGCAGAGAGGAGUGGCCUGCUUUAGGACACCGUUUGGACCUCUGUCUUCAAGGAGCGCUCCUGCAUCCCCGACCCAUCAGGGACUUCUGUCUCCACCGUCCAGCGGACUGCAGACUCCUGAAAGUCUGAGCAGAGAGGGCUCCCCCAUCCCUCAUGACCACCAUGAGCAGUUGGCUAGCAAACUGGCUUCUGUGCCGGAGUUUAGGUAUUCUCAGAGCGCCCCAGGCUCUCCGGUCAGUGCUCAGCCCGUCAUCAUGGCUGCCCCCCCUCAUCCAACAGUUCUGAACUCUGGACCGGGAAAAGCUCUAGCUUUAGUCCCAGGUGGGGGUGGCCAAAUUCAACCCAUCCAUGUUCUUCAAAACGCCCCACAGUCUUCUGUUACCAUGGUGCGGGUGGUGACCAGCACGCCCUCAUCUUCCAAUCCGCCAAACGGGUACAGCACUCCUACUGUGGGGGGGUCGGAGAGCAGCAGCGAUAUCAGAGAAGCCCAGCUGAACCGGGAGCUGGUGAUCCAGACUGUGGACAGCGCUGUGCAGGGUGGGGAGGGGCGUCACCUGACUCCAGGUUUACACCAACUUCCUGUACGCCCGAUUACCCAGAACGGCAAAUUUACCACUGCUGCGGUUUCCACAGCAACCAGCUUUGUUAAUGUGUCAGGUCUGAGUAGUCCUCUGCAGAUCUUGGCUGCACAGGCCUCCAGCUCCCCCCCAGUGCUAGUGAGCAGGCAGCCCAGUGCAGACUCCUCCCCCAGACCACCAGGUGAGCCCCAGGCCAAGAGGUCGCGGCUGGAGGACGAGGGUGGGACUGAAUCUGCUCAGCAUCAAGUCACCCCCUCCCAACAGCCUGUCAUCGUUACCAUGACGCCACAAAGCCACGAUCCCAGGCAAUAAAAGUUUAGGGCUUCUCACCAGGGGUCCCAAAGGCUUCAGUGCUCCAUCAUUUAUACAAAAAUUGAUGCGACUGUAAAACGACACCAGCUGUCUGUCAGGAAAUACAUCAUUAAAAUGUUUUGGUCACAACUAGAUUAAUUGUUCUAAUAUUUUACUUUUGAAAAGCAAGUAAAUCAGCUUCAGCCCAUUUUCCACCGACAUCUUUUCCUCAUCAUUGCAUUAAAUGCGUGACUUGCUGCGACUCAAACCAAUGACCUCACUGCUUUCUGAUAAUUGUCUGGUUUAAAGGAAAUGUGACUCAGGUCUGAGCUGAACCCGAGACACUAACAACCAGAUUGUAUUCCUGAUAUAAUGAAGAGACCGAAUAAAUCGUCUCAGAAAAGGUGGACGUUGCUAAGACCAGAAUGUAAGACGCCUCUUGCCUUUUCUGUAAAGCAAAACAUGAAAAAACAUUUUGUUUCUGAAGGAUGGAUCUUAGGAAAUCCAGGAAAAACAAAACAAACGGCUUUUAAAAUCACUUCAGCGCCUCAGAUUCAGGUUAAUCUGAACAAAAACAGCAACGCUGUGCAGAAAAAAGGUUAAAAGAGGGCAGCUACUUGGAGUUGACUGAAGUGGAGCUAACCUAAUGUAGACAAACUGAUUGUUUUUCUGUUUGGUUGUUUUAGUUGUGCUAGCAGGACAGCCGGUGUGUGUGGAUCUGUCUCGGCACACACGAGCAUUAUUGUAAUAAUCCUCAAAGCCUUAAAUAUUCUUGUUUAUGGAACUUUUUGAUGGCUUCAUAGUUUUAGAUUAACAUAGCGCUUUAACAGUACAAGACCAGCGACACUACAGCGGUGAGUUAUGCUGAGGGAGGGGCGGGACCAACUCACUACCACAAACGGCUUUCUAUCUGUACGGUACUUUACACAAACUACGCUCUUGGCUCUCCACGUUUGUACUUCCUCCUCAGUGACCUGUCUGACUUCGGAGUCUCCACCAAGGCAUGGAGCUGACGUGGCUUUGAUUAGAUCUCCUAUAGCACUUUCUCCCCGCUCCUGUCUCGUUCUGACUCUGCCUUUAGCAUUUCUGAACGUCUCGCAGGCUUCGGCCACAGGAUUUCACUCAUAGUUGCACAACAUUAGAACCAUGCAUAAUGAUUGUACGCUGCUCUAUCUGCUAAAUAACAAAAAGGUAUUUGUUUCUUAUUUUUGGAAAGAUUAAAAUAUUUUGCUAUGUGUAAAAAUGGCUGUCAUCAAUACAUAACAAUUAUGGAAAUAAAGAGGGGUAUAUGUAUUUUUAAUGUUUUUGUGAUUUAAAAUGUGUAGCACAAAUUAAAACAACUCAUUGACAUCA